AUGCUGGACAUGCCGGUUUUUCGCCAGCCCGAACGCACGGGGAAUGAAUAUCGAACAUCAGAGAGAACACCUCUCAAGGCGUCUACAUGGAGUGGCUACCUCAGGCACCUUGGCCCGGUGGCCGGGCUCAAAUAUCGUCUGACCCAGUACGUCUGGCGACGUUCUCUCAUCAACGCCAUCAACAACAGAGCUCCGUCUUCUGUUCGGGAUCAAGUCGCCGACCACGAAACCAACGCGGUACGGUACUAUCUAGACACGAUCAUCCGGUUCGAUCUGGAAGCCGCGGCCAUGGAGCUGCCAUCUAAUGAUGUGGUUCAGAAAGCAGCCCAUGGGCUGUUCUUGAACACUGACACCACCGCCCUCACAGAACUUACAGAUGAACUGAAAAGAAAGAUCACUGACAACUCAAAGAUUAGAGAACUUGCUGAGCAAAGUAAAGAGCUGACUCAGAAGCUCAGGGCAAUGAGAUUUCAUUCUGUGCUGGCAGCGCGGGGCAAAACUCCACUAUACAAGAAGAAGAUGAAGGCAGUUUCUCAGUUGAACUGCAGCAAAGUUUAUCUUCACUCCAAGCUUAUCAAGUGA
Blastomyces gilchristii SLH14081 is the source of this 582-nucleotide messenger RNA. RefSeq lists its product as uncharacterized. The record is from RefSeq and is a predicted model, not a curated record. The coding region runs from base 1 to 582 and encodes 193 amino acids. Lineage: Eukaryota; Fungi; Ascomycota; Eurotiomycetes; Onygenales; Ajellomycetaceae. The transcript is spliced from 2 exons.